UGCAUGUUUCCAUGCAAUUCAGUAUAUAUGAGAACAUCAUAAGAAUCACUCACAUUCACUUCACCUUUCAGCUAAACCACCAUUACAUUCUAUUUGUGUUAUAACUCCUCACUAUGGAAAGGAAAACACUCAGCUUUUUGUUCAUGCUCUUCCUUCUCUUAGCAGCUGAUUUUACGGUGAAGACAGCAGAGGCGAGAAAGUGUGUGUCUCAAAGCCACAGGUUUCACGGACCAUGUUUGAGGGACAGCAACUGUGUAACGGUAUGCUUGGGAGAAGGAUUCACUGGCGGCAAUUGUCACGGCUUUCGCCGCCGCUGUUUUUGCAGUAGGUUUUGUUAGUUCAAUAAUGGCAAUGCAAUAUCAUCACUUCAUCAAUCAUAAAUAAUAUGAUCUUUAAGUAUGUUCAGUUUAUGUGUAAUCAAUUUUAUGCAUGUUAUAUUGUAUAAAUAUGGUGCCAAGCUAUUAAUAAAUUUGGUAUUCCUCUUA
Lathyrus oleraceus (garden pea) is the source of this 485-nucleotide messenger RNA. RefSeq names its product defensin Ec-AMP-D1. The coding region runs from base 114 to 338 and encodes 74 amino acids. The transcript is spliced from 2 exons. The record is from RefSeq and is a predicted model, not a curated record. Gene Ontology annotation, biological process: defense response. Lineage: Eukaryota; Viridiplantae; Streptophyta; Magnoliopsida; Fabales; Fabaceae.